UUCAACGGCAAGCGAGUUGUUUACAAAUUACGUUCAUCCUCGCCUAUGUAUAUAGGUGAAAUCGACGUACAGUCUUGGCUGCUCGAGACGCGUAACCUUAAAUAUUUUCCAAGUGUGUACCGUGGAUAGUUAAAGUGUGAAUACAUAUAAUCAAGGAAACGAUGGAAAGUAGCAGUGGCGUAUUUAGGGUAAAGGAAGAGCCGAGCGAGACUAGGACGAGCACAGGUGACAAUUAUGUUCUCGAUUUGGUGAAUUCUUGUAAAGUUGAAAACUUGGAAACACCAACGCUUCAUGAAUUAUCGGCAAAACACAAGAACGUAGCUGUGGAAUUACAAGAGAGGUUAGAUGAGAACAUAAUCAUAGAUAUUGAGUACAAAGAUGUUAAAUCUGAACUGAAGCCUAAAUUGACAAUUUGCAAAACUGAAUAUCAAAGUAGUGAAGCGCUAGUGAAAAAGGAAAAUCAAAUUCAAACCAGUUACUUCGGUGAAAAAAAUCUCAUAAUUUUGAUAAAAAAAGACUACAAUUAUCACAAUGAUUGUCAAUUUCAAGUCCAUUAUCGAUCGAAAAAUGAUGAAUACACGGUGAAAAGAUUUAAACAAAUUACUUUAACCAAAUCAUCUUAUGUUGGCAAAAUGCAUCUAAAAAAACUUGAAGAAAAAGCUAAUCAAAAUUCACGUAAUAGUAGGACACACAAAAGCAUAAGAUCACAUGAAUGUAAUAUUUGUCACAAAUCUUUCAAUUACCAUUGCCACCUCAAAAGGCACGUCAACAUAGUGCACAUUCGCAGCAAACCCUUCGAGUGUGAUAUUUGUCACAAAUCAUUUGGACAAAAAUAUCAUCUUAAUACUCAUAGAAAUGUAGUACACGUUCGUAGCAAACCGUUUGAAUGUGAGAUUUGUCAAAAAUCUUUUGGACAAAGGGAUAAUCUUAAAUCUCAUAUAAAUUCAGUGCAUGAACGUAAAAAACCCUUUGAAUGUGAAAUUUGUCACAAAUCAUUUGGAUACUCACAUAAUCUUAAAAGGCACAUAAAUGCAGUUCAUGUACCCAGAAAACCCUUCGAAUGUGAAAUUUGUCACAAAUCAUUUGCACAUAAAUAUUCUCUCAAAACUCACAUUGAUACACUACACAAUCAGAAUAAACCUUAUCAAUGUGAAAUUUGUCACAAAUCAUUCGGACAAACAGGUGACCUCAAUAAACACAGAAUUACAGUGCACGAUCUACAUUAUGGCAGCAAACCAUUCGAAUGUGAGAUUUGUCACAAAUUAUUUUCGGAUAAGGGUAAUUGCAAGAAACAUGUUAAUGCAGUACAUUUUGGUAUCAAACCCUUCCAAUGUGAAGUUUGUCACAAAUCAUUUCGACUAAAAUGUAACCUCAAUAAACAUAUAAAUGUAGUUCAUAAUCAGAUCAAACCAUUCGAGUGUGAUCACAUUUAUCAAAAAUCGUUUGGAUAUAAACAUCGCCCUUAA
Messenger RNA from Trichogramma pretiosum, 1466 nucleotides. RefSeq names its product zinc finger protein OZF-like. Bases 162 to 1466 code for a protein of 434 amino acids. NCBI's taxonomy places the organism in Eukaryota, Metazoa, Arthropoda, Insecta, Hymenoptera, Trichogrammatidae. The transcript has 4 exons. The record is from RefSeq and is a predicted model, not a curated record. Gene Ontology annotation, cellular component: nucleus.